This is a messenger RNA of Thlaspi arvense, 1305 nucleotides long. Lineage: Eukaryota; Viridiplantae; Streptophyta; Magnoliopsida; Brassicales; Brassicaceae. The record is from the annotation of a GenBank genome assembly.
AUGAGUUCUCAAAGAACUCAUAAACUAAGAGUCCUCGAGCUCUACGUCGAUGAUGUAAGUCUCGAAACUUUCAAGUGGACAGGGUUCAACGGAGCACAAGAAGCAAGAGAUCUCGUGAUUUUCAUCUUGAAAAAUGCUUAUCGAUUAAAGACCGCGACGAUCUUGACUGCGUCAGAGUUGGAUAUACUAAGGAAACUUGAAAUAAUCAAGGAGUUUUCACUUUCUUCCCGAGCUUCAACAGUUCAAUUUUGGGACCUUGUGGUCGUGGUAUUCGAGGUCGGGGAAGAGGAGGUCGUGGCUAUUAUGGACAAGAUCAGUGGGUUUUCUGAUGAUGAAUUGCUUGUUAAGAUCUUAACGUAUCUUCCAACAAAAGUUGCGGUAAGUACGAGUGUUUUGUCGAAGCAAUGGAAGUUUCUUUGGAUGCGCGUGCCAAAACUUGAGUACGAUGACCGUAGAAUUUUUUAUGAAACUCAAUCUAUGCUUCUUAAGGGUGACACUGCUAGAGCUGUUUCUUUACUGUCAAAGAGCGAAAGGAUCCGGUGUUUUAUUGACAGGAAUCUGCCAUUCCUUAGAUCUCCGGUCAUAGAGAGCUUGUGUCUCAGAUUCUCCACCGCACCAUUUAAACCUGAAGAUAUAACAUCGUGGGUCGCACUUGCAGUUUCACGCUCUGUGCGUGAGCUAAGCGUUGACUUUCUUCAUUGCAUAAGCGUGCCUAAUGCUUUACUUCCAAGCAGCUUGUAUACUUGUGAAUCUCUUGUUACAUUGAAACUGGAAGGUAGGGUUCUCGUGGACGUUCCUCAUGCUGGCUGUUUCCCCUCUUUGAAAACUUUGCACCUUCGAUAUUUGACAUACGCAGAUGAAGAAUCUUUUCAACGACUUUUAUCAAGUAGCUCUGUUCUCGAAGAUUUGGUUAUCCAACGUCGGUUAUAUGGUGACAAUGUGAAAGAGGUAGUUGUUAUCAUCCCAUCAUUGUUUAGUUUAUCCUUUGAGGUUACUGAUUCAUGUGGGUGUGUGAUUGAUACUCCUUCUUUGAAGUAUUUCAAAGUUAAGUAUUAUAGUAAGAACCCCUCUUAUUUGAUUGUGGAUAUGCCUAAGUUGGAGGAGGCAGAUAUCACUGUUUUUGGAUUCUGCAAUAUCAAGAAAAUUCUUAAACCUGUCACAUCGGUCAAGCGUCUUUCAUUACACUUACUAAGGAACGUGAAAGAGAAGAAGGACGAAUCAUCGCGGAGGAUCGAGCCUAUGUGCAAAGCAGGAAACACUACCAGCUGGAUCCUUAGAGGAAAGCAGUCACGAAUGAAGAAGUGA